AUGGCUGCACGUGGAUGGGAGCGUGACGAAGACUUGGCCCGGCGGGAGGACGCUGCGCCUGCCACCAGGGCAGCGAAUGCAGCAGCAGGUAGCCAAGACGUGGGCGAUGACUUGGGUACAGCGGCGGCUGCCAGUGUACCCGCGAAGCGGCGGCGCAACCUAUUGCGCGAGUCGCACUUGGUGUCGGCCGAAGGUCUCAAGAAGGUGCACCGAACGUUUCCCUACCAAGUGAGCGCCGACGUGUCGGGCCGCGAGGCGCAGGCGCUGGCGUCGCUCGUCAAGAUGUACAAGCAGUGGGCCUUCGACCUGUACCCGGGUCUGAACUUCGAGGACUUCGUGGAGAGGGCGGAGGCGCUGGGCAAGAGCCACCAGGUGCAGGGGCUCAUGGCCGACCUGAGGGAGAAGGAGAAACUCAAGGCCAUGAAGAAGCGGCCAAGAGAAGAGGAAGAAGAAGAGAAUGAUAAGGACAAGAGCAGCGACAGUGAAGGAGAAGAAGCCAUGCUUUAA
This is a messenger RNA of Phytophthora sojae, 507 nucleotides long. RefSeq lists its product as hypothetical. The record is from RefSeq and is a predicted model, not a curated record. The coding region runs from base 1 to 507 and encodes 168 amino acids. Gene Ontology annotation, biological process: replication fork processing; DNA replication checkpoint signaling; DNA damage response. The transcript has a single exon. Lineage: Eukaryota; Oomycota; Peronosporomycetes; Peronosporales; Peronosporaceae. Gene Ontology annotation, molecular function: DNA binding. Gene Ontology annotation, cellular component: nucleus; replication fork protection complex.